This is a messenger RNA of Etheostoma cragini (Arkansas darter), 1369 nucleotides long. Its product is annotated as galectin-8-like. The transcript is spliced from 9 exons. Gene Ontology annotation, molecular function: carbohydrate binding. The record is from RefSeq and is a predicted model, not a curated record. The coding region runs from base 197 to 1165 and encodes 322 amino acids. NCBI's taxonomy places the organism in Eukaryota, Metazoa, Chordata, Actinopteri, Perciformes, Percidae.
AACUGUAAAAAGUAUAAAUUAAACUUCUGUACUACGUAGUUUAAGUACAUGUGUCGAUUUAAAGAACAUUUUAUCCUCCGUAUAAAAGCAUUUCCGGUUUGUCUCAUCCUUGUAAUGCAAUAGCCGUGUGACGUUCAAUAAGGAAGUAAACAAAAAGUUCGGACUAUCUUCACGUUGCUGCUUUUCUGCUCCAAAAAUGUCGACAACAACCCCGAGACAGACGUUUGUAAACCCAACGAUUCCCUUCGCUGGGACGAUCCUGGGGGGUCUGUUGCCAGGGGAGAUGGUUGUGAUCCAGGGCUCGGUGCCGUCUGAUGCCGACAGGUUCCAGGUGGACUUCACGUGUGGCAGCAGCGUGAAGCCGCGGGCCGACGUGGCGUUUCACUUCAACCCGCGGUUUAAGAGGUCGCCGUGUGUCGUGUGCAACUCGCUGCAGAGGGAGAGAUGGGGCAAAGAGGAGAUCCUGUACGCCAAACCCUUCGCCGUCGGGGAGAAGUUCGAACUCAUCGUCCUCGUCCUCAAAGACAACUUUAAGGUGGCGGUGAACGGCGCUCAUGUUCUGGAGUAUAAACACCGCGUGGAGCUGGAGCGAGUCGACACUCUGUCCAUAUCAGGAAAGGUCCAGGUUGAGGCCGUGGGCGUCCUGCCGAGCAGCGUUGAAGUUUCGUCCACAGUCAGUCUGACCAAUAGGGAACAACCACAGAUGAGUCAGAAACCUCUUCAGACGCCAAUAAUCUCCUCAACAGGCAACUUGAGUAUUCCCUUCAGAGGGGAGCUGGAUGAAGGUCUGAUCGUCGGACGCAGCAUCACUAUUAAAGGAGUAACCAAUCACAACGCUCAGAGCUUGGCUGUGAACCUGCGAGUGUCCGGCAGCAGUGACAUCGCUCUUCAUCUCAACCCUCGUUUGAACAAAGAGCUCUUUGUCAGAAACUCCUUCAUAUCGGGGUGCUGGGGCCCCGAGGAGAAGAAGCUGGACUCCUUCCCCUUUAGGGCCGGGGCCUACUUUGAGAUGAUUAUCCUGUGUGACCGGCAGCAGUUCCGAGUGGCCGUUAACGGGCAGCACCAGCUGCUCUACAAGCACCGCGUCCAGGACCUGAGGCGCAUCACACAGCUGGAGGUGCUGGGAGACGUCACGCUGGACGCCGUCAACUUUUUUGAUAAUUGAUGAAGAAUUGUUUUAAUUUAAGAACAACUGAAUUUAAUGUUUUAUCCAGCUCUGUCUGUCAAAUUAAACUGGAAAAAUGGGAUCAACAUUUUUACAAUAAUUACAUGAUGAUAAUAUGCAGUUUAAGCAGUAAAUAGAUGAAUGCUAAGUUUCAUCCUUAAACCUGUAAAGUCUCUCAAAGUGUUUUUAAAAUGGUCUUUUGAU